AUGUUACCGCUACCGACAAACAGGAAACAGGCAUGUUACCGCUACCGACAAACAGGAAACAAGCAUGUUACUGCUACCGACAAACAGGAAACAGGCAUGUUACCGCUACCAAAAACAGGAAACAGGCAUGUUACUGCUACCGACAACCAGGAAACAGGCAUGUUACCACUACCGACAACCAGGAAACAGGCAUGUUACCGCUACCGACAACCAGGAAACAGGCAUGUUACUGUUACCGACAAACAGGAAACAGGCAUGUUACCGUUACGACAAACAGGAAACAGGCAUGUUACCGUUACCGACAAACAGGAAACAGGCAUGUUACGGCUACCAACAAACAGGAAACAGGCACGUUACCGCUACGACAACCAGGAAACAGGCAUGUUACCGCUACCGACAACCAGAAAACAGGCAUGUUACCGCUACCGACAAACAGGAAACAGGCAUGUUACUGCUACUGACAACAGGAAACAGGCAUGUUACCACUACCAAAAACAGGAAACAGGCAUGUUACCACUACCGACAACCAGGAAACAGGCAUGUUACCGCUACCGACAAACAGGAAACAGGCAUGUUACCGUUAUCGAUAAACAGGAAACAGGCAUGUUACCGUUACCGACAAACAGGAAACAGGCAUCUUACCGCUACUGA
Messenger RNA from Pelobates cultripes (western spadefoot toad), 651 nucleotides. Lineage: Eukaryota; Metazoa; Chordata; Amphibia; Anura; Pelobatidae. The record is from the annotation of a GenBank genome assembly.